CAGAGCCCAUAUAAAACACAUAAAAGAGCCACUUUACUGUAAACAACUGUUUGUAACAUCAGUCACUUCAUGAAUAGCCACGCCCAUUUGUAAAGGACCAAUCAGGACGCUCGGUUUAAUAGGCCACGCCCAGAGUAUGCGCUUGCGACGAAAGCUACGCGGAGCUUCUCAGUUUUCCUGUAACUCCCGCGAGGAAGUGACAUGACGUCGCUGAAUAGUGAACAGUCGACGAAGUUAAAGUUUAGUGUUGAUAGUAUAUUAGGGAAUAAUGAAAGUACCCAAGUGUCAGAGGCGAGGCCGCAAGAGCCUCCGUGUUCAGGAUGUGUGGCGGCCCUUUACAGGUGUUGCAGAGACGAGCCGUUGCUUCAACUGCAAUUGCCUCUACCAUAUGCACACUUGCAUCCAGCUUUAAGACCGACUUCAGUUUACCGGUUACCACUUCCUUCGCCUCCACAUUCCUCUACUCCGCGAUGUGACGUCACCUCCACGGGCAAAAGAAAACGAUCAUGGUCCCGCGCUGUGUUCAGCAAUCUUCAGAGAAAAGGACUUGAGAGGAGAUUUCAAAUACAAAAAUAUAUAACAAAGCCAGAUAGGCGACAGUUAGCAGCUACACUUGGAUUAACUGAUGCUCAGGUAAAAGUGUGGUUUCAAAACCGGCGCAUGAAAUGGCGACAUACGAAAGAAGGUCGUGCGGGCCUUAACUCUGUGGGCAGCGGGCGAGAUCCAGAUUCCACAGCUCAGGAGGACAAUGAAGAUAUCGAUGUAGAUACUCUUAGUGAUUAGGGAGAUUUUUAUACUAGACUGUGUCUGUCGCUUUCUACGCUCUAAUUACUAUAUUGGUAUGUGAGUUUACGGACAGGAGACUAAUUAUUAAAUUAUAUUGUAUAUAAACUAUUUUCAAUAGCA
Molecule: messenger RNA, 906 nt
Organism: Pieris napi
Lineage: Eukaryota; Metazoa; Arthropoda; Insecta; Lepidoptera; Pieridae
Gene: H2.0
Product: H2.0-like homeobox protein
Exons: 3
Coding region: 202-783 (193 amino acids)
Biological process (GO): regulation of DNA-templated transcription
Molecular function (GO): sequence-specific DNA binding; DNA-binding transcription factor activity, RNA polymerase II-specific
Source: RefSeq, a predicted model, not a curated record